Aspergillus terreus NIH2624 is the source of this 249-nucleotide messenger RNA. RefSeq names its product general stress protein. The transcript has 2 exons. The record is from RefSeq and is a predicted model, not a curated record. Bases 1 to 249 code for a protein of 82 amino acids. Lineage: Eukaryota; Fungi; Ascomycota; Eurotiomycetes; Eurotiales; Aspergillaceae.
AUGUCGGACAACACAAACCCCGGAAACUUCUCCAAUCGCCCCCAGGAGCAGGUGGAGAAUAUCGCUCGCAAGGGUGGCCAGUCCAGCCACAGCGGCGGCUUCGCAAGCAUGGACUCCUCUAAACAGCGAGACAUUGCGUCCAAGGGUGGACAGGCCUCUGGAGGCAGCUUCGCUCCCGGGGAUCCACGCGCCAGGGAAGCUGGACGCAAGGGUGGCUCUUCGACGAACGCUGACGCUCCUGAGGAGUAA